Molecule: messenger RNA, 1110 nt
Organism: Pieris macdunnoughi
Lineage: Eukaryota; Metazoa; Arthropoda; Insecta; Lepidoptera; Pieridae
Source: the annotation of a GenBank genome assembly
AUGUAUCGGAAGUGCCUCGUACUUUUGUUCGUAGUAAGAAUAUAUGGUAUAUACCCAUACUUUGAUACACAAGACUUUAUAUAUAAUAUUCCAAAGGUGUAUAGAAUAUCACUUACAUUGGACAAAUUACUCGAAUAUUAUGAGAGAAAACCGUCAAAGGAUCCAGAAUGGUAUAUCGCACUUGGGUCUGCUCGAGGUCAAUUGGAAUACACGAUAAACGAAUUGGAUAAGUCCGUUCCGGGAAAAUUGAAGGAAAACCUGAAAAAUAUCACGAGAAAAAUGGACCGUGUGCAAAAUCAAACUGAUUUUAGUUCCCUAGUUUACAGGAGCAAGGAUUAUGAAUAUGUUGCCAAAGCAAUAUACGAAAACCUCGAUGUUCUUUCUUCGGUAAUGGAGCCUUUGACUAUUGGAACUAUGGGUACGCAGAAGCCAUUUCGAUUUAACUUUGAACAAUACGUUCAAGAAGCUAGAACUAAAAUGCCAAGCAGGAAAGCAGCUGAUGCCUGUACGAUGCAAUUAUUAAUAUCCGCGAUGGAGACACAAACAACACAAUCUGAGGGCGCCUGUGAGCUGACGACGGAAUGUCAAAUCCAAAUAAUGCAAGGAUCGGCGUUAGCUUUCCAACAAACGAGUAGGGUGAGAGCCAUGGCUCUAGCACGAAUGUUUGAAUGCAUGGAGGGAGUUGACAUAUCAGCAAAUAUCUAUAAGUUAUGUAUUCAAAUAUAUAAAGAAACUAAGUCGCUGGAAGCAUGGGAUCACCCUCCAGGGACGAGGACUCUGUUUAUGCAACAAAUUCUAUACUGCGCAUCACAAGGUUAUGGAGAAUUCAUAAAACCUCGAUGGAUGAAUAAAAUAAUGUCCUGGCAAGAACCUCGGGGUUGCUUCGCUGACGAACGCCAACCAUUUCUACGACUUACUGGUUUCGUAGAUGCCACAACUAAGUCCUCAAAAAAGGACAGAGAAGAGGAAUAUCGUAUUAAAAAGGCAGCGACGUCAGUAGGAGGCACCUGCAACUCCUUGACAUCAGCGAUGGCCCUUGGAUCCCUCGUGAUGUAUAUAAGAGCCUUAUUGGAGACAGAUCAAGCGUUUCAAUAUGACAUACUAGAUUAG